This is a messenger RNA of Pomacea canaliculata, 3197 nucleotides long. RefSeq names its product chitinase domain-containing protein 1-like. NCBI's taxonomy places the organism in Eukaryota, Metazoa, Mollusca, Gastropoda, Architaenioglossa, Ampullariidae. The transcript is spliced from 12 exons. Bases 827 to 2005 code for a protein of 392 amino acids. Gene Ontology annotation, biological process: carbohydrate metabolic process. The record is from RefSeq and is a predicted model, not a curated record. Gene Ontology annotation, molecular function: chitin binding; oligosaccharide binding. Gene Ontology annotation, cellular component: extracellular region.
GGCAUCUGGUUCAAAGAUAUCACAGUAUAAAACCAAGAAAAGAGGCUUAAACUAAAACAUUACUUAGUUUUAUUGUUGAUUCCCAGAACGAAAUUUUUUUUUUUAACGUUUGUUUUUCUCUCUCGCUCUGUUGUUGGAGGGGGCGAGGGGGACGUGAGACGCAGCAAUGGUUUUUCUCAGCUGUUCUCAGUUCAAGACGAUAAAACAAGUUUGCUAAUACAGCUUUGCGCGCAAAUGAACAAGACUUAAUUCUUAAAUUUUAUUUAGUUCUACUUACUCAAUUUCCUAGUUAUUCAGUUAUAUUCAUGUUGAAUAAAGUUUAAUAUCGCUGAUUAUGAUAUACGUAGGUAGCGCACAUUCUCCUGCUUCACCCUCGGGUCCUUUCCCAUAUCUGCGCACACAGAUUCUCACCUUGGCUGUAUAGGUCCUUGACAGAGAGUUGAGAGGAUGGCUCAGACGACAGACGUUCUUAGAUUUAAUGAGCAUUCUCAGACUUAAUAGCUUGUGAUCUUGAGGCAUAUCAUCCGAGAGCUGACGUUUAAAAGUAAAGAAUCCUAAAAUAUAAGAGAUCGCUAUGUCCAGGAAUACCACACCUCCUUCCUCUCAUAAACCCCAGUUGCCAGUAUAUUGUUGGAUGGGCACAUGGCCUUUCUAGUCACUGGUCUGAGCAAGCCUUAGUUUGCAACAUGCAGGUGACGUGUUAUAGUCCAGUUCAUUAAAAGCCCAACAAUUUGCUCACUUUAUUUGAAGGAGGGAGAUAAGGAACACACUUGGUACUGGCAGCCGAAGUGUUCAUUCUUAGCUAAUUGUUUUCAUCAGGAGAAAGAUGAAGACGGACAUUGCAAGUGGUCUGAUCAUGUUUGUUAUGGUGUUGGCAUUGGGAUCAUUGGUCAGUGGAACACUUUCAAAAAGUGAUAAAACCAAAAACAAAAAAAGGGAUAGCCAGAAGGUGGUCCUGAGUGUUGUUGACAGAGGUCUUGUCACUGCAGAAGUGAAGAGGAAACACAUUUUAGAAGAACACUCACGAUUUUCACCUUUAAUACAAGAUGUAAAAAAUUUCAAAGGUCCAGUUCUUGGAUAUGUCACACCGUGGAACAACCAUGGCUAUGAUGUGGCAAAAAUGUUUGCCCAUAAGUUCACCCUUAUUUCCCCAGUGUGGUUGCAGCUGAAGAAGAAACCAAAUGGAGUAUUUGUUAUUGAAGGAAGUCAUGACAUUGAUAAAGGUUGGAUCAAUGAAGUUCAAAGUGGAAAAAAUGUGAGCAUUGUUCCAAGGGUGCUGUUUGAUGGUUGGGGGUUAGCUGACUUCAGUGCUUUGUUUUCAAGUGAAGAUGCCAUAGAAGAUUGUAUAGACACCUUGGUCAACUUUUUAAAGGGAAAGAAAUUUGAUGGUGCUACCAUAGAAAUAUGGCCUCAGGUGGGAGGAAAUAUGCGCAGUGAGCUGACACAUUUCUUACUACACCUUGGAGAGGCAUUGCACAAACAGAAGAAGAUUCUUGUACUUGUUAUACCUCCACCAGUUCGAUCAGGCACAGAAGGGAUAUUUGGUCGACAGGAUUUUGAGAAUCUGCGUUCUGCAGUGGAUUAUUUCAGUCUCAUGACUUAUGAUUACUCUAGUAGAAGGAUGCCAGGUCCAAACAGCCCCAUUCAGUGGGUCCAGGAGUGUGUAGAGAUCCUUUCGCCAACAUGGGAUCCAGAAGAACGAAAGAAAAUAUUGGCAGGCUUGAAUUUCUAUGGCACAUACUAUAUAGUGGGCUCCAAGGUGGAACCAAUCCUGGGUUCUCAGUAUGUGGAUCUCCUGCAGAAGCAGAAAGUGAAUAUUGCCUGGGAUCCUGCAAAUGCUGAACACGUUACAGAGUUUGGCAGCACUGCUCAGGGACAGCAUGUUAUAUACUAUCCCAGUCUAUAUUCUAUCCAACAACGACUUGAGUUGGCUUCAAAGUUUGGUAUUGGGAUAUCUAUCUGGGAACUUGGUCAAGGAUUGGACUAUUUUUAUGAUCUUUUUUGAAAAAAAACUGUUUCUCCUUUAUGUUUACAGCUUGUUUCUUUCAAUAUUUGCGGUUGUUUUAGAUUUGCAUAUUUCUUGAUCAUUGGAGUACAGCAUAAGGAUAUUUAUGAAAUGUUGAUAUUUUAAAAAAAAAAAAUUGUUUUACAUAAGUUAAAUCGCUCCUUUGGUAGCAAACAGUGUGAUUGAUAUAAAAUCAAUUAAUGUAGAUUUUAUACAAUAUCAUUACUAUAUUAUUUACCGACUUCACUGCCACUGCUUUGCUCCAUGAUAAAAACUUCUAAAAAAUGAUGCUUAUUUUGCAAAAACCAAAUCCUCCUGGAAAACAUAACUUAAGCACUAAAAAAUAUAUAAUAUACAUACAGAGCUGUGUGUUGGGUGAGAGAGAGUACUGUUAUUUUACACCCUUCCUCUGUCAGUUGUAAUUCAUAUUAUUGACAUGUUAAUGUAAAGCAUAAAGAGCCUGGCUACAUGCUUGGAUUUUACUAUCUCCAAGCAUCUCUUCUUAUUAUUCUUCUUCUUAUCAUUAUUCUUCUUAUUAUUAUAGAAAUUUGAGAUUACUAAAGUCAACAGUACAUUAUUCAGAUGUCCAAACCAGCUUAUCUUUUCCAAGCCUCAUGACAGAAAUGUGCUGAGAGCACUUACAGAAGAUAUUUCUGAAUAACAUUUGUACACAAAGGUGCUUGUGACGGACAAGCAGAAACGUUGGAAUAGAAAUAAUAAUACCUUAGUGCCCAUUAAGACAAAUGUUGCAAUGGAAAUUUUUCUUUCACAGCAGAUGGUAUAUGAAAAAGACAUAUACAUCAAGGAGUUUGCCUCAAUGUAUAACAUCCUUUAACAAAUACAUAGAAAUAACAUGCACCUUACAACCUAAGUUUUUGCUUAUACUUGUGAGCAUAAACUUCACCUGAGGCACUUUAAUUCUUUGAAACAAUUAUGUGGGUGACUUGUAAUUUAAAUUAAGAAAUGGUCUUGAAGAAGCAUGUCUAAUUUGAAAAUUCACUUAAUUUGAAAUAAGAUUUGUUUGUAAUGGUCAAAUUUUAACAAAUUUAACACUUAGUUUGAUUUUUUUUCACCAUCAUCAUAAAUGUUUUAUAAUUUUCAAUCUUUACCUAGUAUUUUCUUCAUGCUAAUAAUUGAUUCACCAUGUUCACAAUAAACAAUUCCAACUUUAAUUCUAAAGAUAUAACCUUUC